AUGACCAGGGCCCAACCUCGAGCUAAAGCAAUUUUGGUUUCUGUCAGCACCGUGGCGCAAAAGGGAUUUGAAGACGGAGAUCUGGGCAUGUUCGACGGUAUUGCGUUCGCUCCAAGGCCGUUUCUUGAGGCCGACGUUUUCCUCCAAGCACGAGACCAGGAAGACGCUCCACGCGGAGCGGCUGGUUUGGGUCCAUGUUCGCACAACACCUCUUCGCGGCCACCCACGCCACCCACCCUGCCCGCCAUGGACCUUGCCGCCCCGCCAGAGAGCCUUCACCCAACGCUAGACGCGGCAAGAACCGCAGCCAGGGUAUUUGCUACGCAGCACGGCUACGGAUUAACUAAUAGAGGCACCAAGUCGAGGCCCUAUAUAGGCGUGCCAAAGAAGCUUCGUAUGCAGUACGACAUAUCGAAUAACCGCCUAUUAACAGCCUACGUUCGCGAUGCCUCCUCCCGAGGCACUACCUACCCAUUUAAAGUUAAUAUUCGCCUGUAG
Molecule: messenger RNA, 498 nt
Organism: Aplosporella prunicola CBS 121167
Lineage: Eukaryota; Fungi; Ascomycota; Dothideomycetes; Botryosphaeriales; Aplosporellaceae
Exons: 2
Coding region: 1-498 (165 amino acids)
Source: RefSeq, a predicted model, not a curated record